This is a messenger RNA of Eremothecium cymbalariae DBVPG#7215, 762 nucleotides long. RefSeq lists its product as uncharacterized. The coding region runs from base 1 to 762 and encodes 253 amino acids. Gene Ontology annotation, cellular component: exocyst; cytoplasm. Gene Ontology annotation, biological process: exocytosis; Golgi to plasma membrane transport. The transcript has a single exon. The record is from RefSeq and is a predicted model, not a curated record. NCBI's taxonomy places the organism in Eukaryota, Fungi, Ascomycota, Saccharomycetes, Saccharomycetales, Saccharomycetaceae.
AUGAGUGUACUGAGUGUAAAACAAUUAAUAUUAGUGAAAGGCCUCCAAAUCUUUUCAAUAUUUUUCCGGGACAAGCUAAUUGCCAAAAAAAUAGUUGAUAAAAAUAAAGAUUUUUUAAAUGAAUUAAUUCAGACAAAAAAGAAUUUUGAGAUGAUGUUAGAUGAUUUUGUUGCGGAAGGGUUGAAUAUUGGUAUUAAUAAAUUAAUGGACGAGAUUUUGUUUGUAUUCAACUCCAAUCAAUUGCCGGAGGACUUUAAUCCAGACCCUUCUACAGUUAAGAACCGCGAAAUUAAACCUUCAAAAUGUGCCACAAUGAUUGUCGAAUUGCUUUCCAACCAUUUUUUCCUUUUGACUGGCGCAACAGACAAAGGGACGAUAGAUGUUUUUCAGCAGGAGGUGGGCGAGAGGUUUUUUAACGAGGUUGUUAAGAAUAUCAAAAAAAAUAUAAUAUCUACCGAUGGGGCAAUAUUUUUGAUUUGUGAUUUAAACUAUUAUUAUGAUUUUAUCGCGAACAAGUUGAAACAGAAACAGAUUAUUCCUUUGUUUGCCGGUUUGAAAACUGUAGGUCAAAUAUUUUUGGUAUCUAAUAAAGAUUCUAAAGAACUAGGAAAAAUGAUAUGUGAUGUUGGGAAGUUUCAAGGAAUAUUUACACAGGAAGAGAUAUAUGAAUUCGUUCAAAGAAGAGCUGAUUGGUCACGUGUAAGAAAGGAUGUUGAAAGGGUAAUGUAUGGAUUAGCAGUUAGUGAUUGUAUAAUUAUGUAG